GAUGUGCAGACAUUAUCCAGUUAUCUGCAAGUAUGUAAUAACAUUCUAACAACUAUUUUCUAUGUCUGCGAAAUGAACAGAACAGUUUUAAUUGUAUUUUUUCUGUGAAAUGUAGGGAUACAAGUUUUAUUCCUUAUUUGAUUCUUUCAUUUAUUUACCGUGAGCUAGGAUCGAUUGUCAUUAGGUUUUUGAUAUAGCUACUUGGCCUACCAUAAAACAGCCUAAAUGCAGUUUCACAGAAGGGGUCCGCUAAAUUAAUAUAACUGUAUAAUGAUUUCAAAUUUUAGGUGGAACCUUGAACUUUCAAUUAUACAAAUUUAACUUGAAAAUUAUUUAUAGGGAGCAUUAGAAAAUUAUAUAUGUAAAAUAAUAACCAAAUGGUUAUAAGAUGGAGCCACUAAAAUUUUUCACAACUCUGGCUCUCCAGCCCUGCUGAGACAUCUGGUUUGAAAUUUUGAAGUACAUUUCUAUGUGCUGUAACAGUGAAGUGUCGGAUAUCAGAAAAUUUUCCAAUGUUUAUAACAAUAUUUUUAAAACAUUUAGCAUUCUCUCUCUCUUCAGCCACUCUCCCUACUCGCUCUUUAUAAACCCUUUAACUGAUAACUCCUACUCCAGCCUCCUAUAAAAUUUCAUGACUCAGACUCUCCAGCCCUGCUGAGACAUCAGACAAUUUGGUUACAUCUGAAAUACAUUUCUAUGUGCUGUUACAGUGAGGUGUCAAAUAUCAGAAAAUUUUACAAAGUUUAGGACAAUAUUCUUUAAAACUUUUGGCAUUCUAUAGUUACUCUUCCUACUCACUGCGUUCAAAAUAUUUCGACGUAAAAUUCUGUUGAUAAUAUGAGAUAGGGUAUGAGCAAAGUGUAGGCCUUUAUGUCAGUAUGCAUGACUCAAUAUUAUUUUUUCUUUGCCACAAUUUUCAUUUGAUGUGUUCAAUUCUGCAAUGUGCAAUUCUCUUUUUUUAUAUAUAUUUCUGUUCAACAUUUUCUCAUGAAUAACUAUGAACAAAUGUAAUUAUCUGGUAAAAACAAUUAUUUAGUCAGAUUUACAUUUGCUUGAUAGUAAUAGAGAAUGCUCAUUAUUGAUAUUGUUAUAAAAGGUUAAAUAUUGUUCUAUUAUUGAUUGAAAUAGUCAUUCUACAUGAAGCGUUUCAUUCAAAAGAUAAUAAUUAAUAAAAUGUUUUAAUUACUUUUAAGUUUAUGAACACAGAUAUCCUAAUCUGUGAAAUGAAUUGCUAAAGUAGCUAUUUUUUCUAUACUGAAUCUAUACUCUGGUCAUCAUGAUUUUAUGUUACAUUUAUUUGGAUAUUUAAUUAGGGGUCUCAUGGUCACGACACAUCUAUGUGGCCUGCUGUAUGAUAAAUUCACUACUUGUUGAUGCAAAGAUACCCGCAAGGUUUAAUUAUACAAGAAAAAAUAUGGGGUCUAGUGUACUUCUAGUGGGUGAAGCAUAACAAUUUGUGCAUAUGUCAAUCCUAGCCCCCACCUGACUGGGUCAUCCAAAAAUCACGUCACUACACCAUCACAGUGACAUAAUAAGGGCCUUCAAACUAUAUGCACUGUCAUCCAAGACACGCAAACGUUCACCCAAAAUGGAACAGCUAUUUCUCUCGUUUUGUCGGCGCAGCGAUCCUGAUACGAGAGAGAUCGCUGCUGUUAGUGAGUUGUUUAUCGUCGGCGCAGAUGCUAUUUGGGGCGAUUGUAGGUAUACUUUGACAAGCUCUAUGACGUGUUUGUGACGUCGUAGUGACGCAAUUUUUAGAUGGCGUAGUCAGGUGGGGGUUAGGAUUGUGCAAAAAUUGCUGUGCUACACGAGACCCAAAAUAUGUAAUGGUAGCUGCGGACUUGCAGUGUCAAGGAUUUGUUUCCUUUAAUUGGGAAAAUAUAAACUUGUUGUUAUUCCUGAACUAUCCAUUACUGAUUAUUUUCUUUCAAUGAUUACGUAUACCCUAAAUUUCCAUAUUGUGAUAGCUUAUUAAUACUGAUGAUAUAUCUGGUUUUGUUUGCCAUUUUCAUUCUGAGUGUUAAUAUUUUGCAUCAAUUUUUCUAGAUGAUUGCUUCUGAUUAGAUCUGUGGAAUAACUUUUUGUAGGGUAGCCUACAUAACUGUUCAAUUUAAACUUAAACAAAGUCGCAUUCACUAUGUCUAGUUCUGAAUUAACUCAUGUCCAUGAUGGAGAGGAUGUGGAAAAUAGUAACAGUUUCCAGACUAAAUUUCAAGAAGCUCUUGGGAAUCCUGAAAAAUUGUGGGAUUAUAUCAACGAAAACAAAGAAGCAGAAACUGUUAUCCGACCUGUUGCUUGGGAAUUGAUCGGUUCCACUAUAAGUUUUCUCAGAGAAAAUGCCAUUUCUGAAAAUCUGAAGACAUAUGAGAAAUGUUUGGAGAAAAUUGCUGGAUUCGCAGUACCGAAAGAUGUUUAUCUGGGUAUAUUGGAACAAUUUGACCCGAGUAUUGAGUCGAUGUAUGUUGAACUUCUCAUGCCUGCAUUAUCAAAUGUUCUUGAGAAGCUUGCUCUAAAUGACAUCGAUGCGUGUAUCACUGUCCUUGAAACUACAUUUUCAACUUUAUCAUAUUAUCUUGAAAGUCUAAAUAUUCCUAAGUAUGAAGAUUUUGAUCCCACAUUAAAACGAACAAAAAAAUUCGAAGCUCAGAAAAUUGAAAGUUUUAUUUCUAAAUAUAUUGAUUUAUUAAACCCAGUGGUGAAAGAAAUAUACUCUAAAAACAACCAGAUAUCUUCAAAUAUUCUUCAAUUUGAAAGUUAUAUGUUUCAGUUUUUAUGCAAUUUGCUCAUAAUGCUGGGACAAGUUGACUUAGAUGAGCCCUUACCAGAUAAAGAAAAUGAUCCAAUAAGAGAAAAUGUAAUUUUUCCGGGGACUUCAAAAAUAUGCUGUGACGUUAUGCUUAAAAUAACACAUUUUCACUCACCAAAUGUUCUGUGGCAUAUUGUGAAUUGGUACAAGUUACAACCAGCUGAGGAGCGGUCAAUGGAAGCUAAAUUUGAAAUUGUAAAACAAGUCGAUCGAGCGAGAGCAUGUUAUGUUUUUUUAUUGCUGUGUAGAGGUUUGCUUUAUGAUCAAUUUCCUAAAGUUUAUUCGAGUCAAUGUCUUUUGGUAUUUACAUGCAUAUCACUAAACACUCUACUUUCUUGUGAAAACCAGUGUGUGGCAUGGAAAGGUUUAGAAACUCUUUCAUUCAUUUUGAAUCAAACAAGUGAUAGCUCAAUCUCAUGUGGCGAAGUUGUCUAUAAUAUAAAAAUGUCUUAUGGAAGCUUUCAAGGUCGUAGUCAAUCACUAAAUCCCAUCCUUGAUGUUUUUAAAAAUCUCAUUAGCAUUGCUGUUAUGCUACCUUCGAAAACUAUCCGUUCAACUGCUAUACAACAUGUGACUAAACUACUGAAUUUAUUCCGUUGGGAGGAUAAAUAUUCAAUUUUGGUUCAUCUGCUCCGAACAACAGAUCACAAUGGUGUACAAGGAGUCUUGAUUGGUUACUUAAAAGAUCGUUUCAAUGAAAUUUUACAAGAAAUUUCCCCAAAAAAUUCUUCCAUUUUUUGUGAAGCUCAUAGAAUGUCUACUCUAGGAGAACUGAUAUUCUUAUUACCUCAAGGAACAGAGACUGAUUUACUUGAAGACUGUGACAGACUCAUGCCUGCAUUGAAUUUGUUUCGUUUCCUUCUUAUCAGAGAUAAGACGAACAAAACAGGAAUACUUGAUCAUUUGGAUAAAUUAGAUACAGAGUUUCUAAAACCUUUGAGGAAUGCUAUUGAUCUAUCUCGAGCUCAUUAUGAAAAUGAACUAAAGAAGUAUGAUAGGAGUUCUGAACGUCCUGAUGACAAUAAAACUGAAUUUCUUGUUAAUGGAACCCCAUUACCUACAUUACCAUACAAGGAGCAAAAGCGAACACUUGAGGCAGCAUUGCAUACUUUUGAUAUGAUUGAAAUUGUUACAAUUAGGGUAAUUGAGUUGAUAGAUGUUUCAUACACAAAACACAAUAGUGGAUGUGAAAAGCAUACUCAAAACAAGCUAUGAUUUAUUUAAUUAAUGAAACAUAUAUUGAAUAAGACGGCUGUAGCUCUAUAUGCUUGUAUUAUUUAUUCGAACUCCCGAAGUAUGUGAACCAAAAUACUCUGAACAUAGUAUGUGUACCACGUUAAGGUUAGGCCCUAAUUGUAUUCCAAUUUUCCUUAUUUUAGUUCUAUUACGAGUUCGGAGACUAGCCAAGUGACUCUCGUAGUAUUUGUACCUGAAAUUAUGGCCUAACCCUAACCUGGUACACAUACUACGUUCCGGUGUCCUCCAUCUUGGUUCACAUACUUUGGAGUACCUAUUUAUCUCGUUGUUCCUAAUUUGAAUAAAAAUUAAUGACUUUGUUUUUCAUUUUUGUCACUCCCCAAUCUGUUUUCAAAGUCUGUUGUGCAAUUUAAAUUACCAGAAGUUAGCUAUAGAGAGUCAGCCUUUUCGAAAAAAAUGCUUCAAUUAUUUUUUGAAUGUUUAAUAACAUAUCUUUCGGGAGAUAACUUGAAAUUUGCAUCCAUGAAUUAUUGAGUUUAUUUCUUGUUAAGAUCAGUUUUAUAUAUUAUUCUUAUUUUUAG
Molecule: messenger RNA, 4584 nt
Organism: Styela clava
Lineage: Eukaryota; Metazoa; Chordata; Ascidiacea; Stolidobranchia; Styelidae
Product: glomulin-like
Cellular component (GO): cytoplasm
Molecular function (GO): ubiquitin-protein transferase inhibitor activity
Source: RefSeq, a predicted model, not a curated record